AUCGUUGGAGUGUGUGUGCGUCCCUUGAGCUACGCGCGGCGGACCUGCCCAGUAAAUACGAGGCUUCCGUUCCCGUGUACGGUCGGACGAGUGCGUAGUAAAGGAAGAAAGUCUUGUCCUGUUUGGCGUCCCGUGUCACCGGCGUGUCCAUCAUGCCGUUGAGUAUUGGGGUUAACUUAAGAGUGACCGGACACUGUAAUCAGGGCGGUCGUAAGUACAUGGAGGACAUGUUCAGCGUGGCCUUUCAAUCGACACCGGAUGACAAAGAUCUUGAAUUUGCAUUCUUUGGAAUAUUCGACGGUCACGGCGGUGGCGAAGCCGCCACCUUCGCUAAAGAGCACCUGAUGAACGUUAUUGUAAAGCAAAAGAAUUUCUGGAGUGAUCGAGACGAGGACGUGCUUCGGGCUAUCCGAGAAGGAUACAUGAACACACACUACGCGAUGUGGCGGGAGCUUGAAAAAUGGCCAAGAACAGCGUCCGGAUUACCAUCUACAGCUGGAACUACUGCUAGCAUAGCGUUCAUUCGCAAAAGCAAGAUUUAUAUAGGCCAUGUCGGUGAUUCUGGUAUAAUAUUGGGAUAUCAAGUAGACGGGGAUCCCCAAUGGCGAGCUAAGGCAUUGACCAAAGACCAUAAGCCAGAAAGUGGACCAGAAAUGAUGAGGAUACGAGAAUCUGGUGGCAAGGUAGUCAGUAAAUCGGGUGUUCCAAGAGUUGUGUGGAACAGACCUCGUAUAGGACACAAGGGACCGGUUCGAAGAUCGACUCAUAUAGAUGAAAUUCCAUUUCUUGCUGUUGCUAGAUCUUUAGGUGAUCUCUGGAGUUACAAUUCUGAAUUAAAUACAUUUGUUGUUUCUCCGGAACCAGAUGUUAAAGUAGUCGCAAUUGAUGUAGAAUCACAUCGUUGUCUUAUUUUUGGAACCGAUGGUUUGUGGAACAUGUUAACACCGCAAGCUGCUGUGGCCAUUGUUCAAGCUGCGGAUAGACAUAAUGAAAAACACUUGAUUGCUUCACAACAAACAUGUAACGGGCAAACUGAUAAUGUUCAACUGUGGAUUAAUCCAUCAAAAAGUUUAGUAGAUAGAGCGUUGGAAAGAUGGUCGACAAAGAGGCUACGUGCGGAUAAUACAAGCGUUGUCACGUUAAUGUUAGAUCCACCAGGCCCAUCUCGUAGCGAGGUUUUAUUGAAUCAGAAGAAAUGUGUAUUGCCGCAUCAUAAUAUACAUACACCCGCAACUACGCUCGAUACUAAAAACAUAGAGAAACCUAACUGUAGCCCGAUCACUCCGAGUUUACCGAGACCACCGAUGGCGGAUCUUAAUAUCGACUUUAAGAAGCUAGAUUUUACAAAUGGAAUUAAUGAAAAUAAUGAGGAUUCAAGUUCGGAGAAUGUAUCGCUCGUUAACAAAAUUCCAGAAAAUCUUGAUAUAAGUCACCAGUCAAGGGACGAAACAAUGGAUACGAGCGGUGAUGAGUCCUUUGGGGUAGAAGACUCUAAAGUUACGGAAACGAUAUCCCAUGAAAUAGUAGAAAGAAACGUAGAAUUAGGUAAUAAAAAGUUGGAAACAGGCCCGUUGGCAAAGAAUAAAAGUUUCGACCAAGAAACGAGGGAUGCGGUAGAAAAUAAACCUGAAAUUGUUAAUACACCAAUUUAUCAAGAUGGUGUAAAAUUGCCAUCGCAGUCUCUUAAGUCGGAAGAUGGGAAUACCGAUCAAUCUGAUACGUCGAAUGUGAUACACCAAAGUGCAUUUUCCGGCGAAUGUAAUAAUAUACAUUCAUCCGCCCAUGUUGGUACUAAUUUCGAGAAUAACAAUGAUGUUACUUCGGAGAGCACCGCUGGUAAUGAAAACGAAGUAAAAGCCAAGGUUUUGAACGGAUCGCGGCAUAAACAGCACAUACUGUUCUCUGCCUCGAGAACGGAAGUCAGAAACGCGAGGAGCAGAAGGCACAGUUUAAAUUCGCACUCACGGAACACUGUUGCAGAGUCGGGUUCGUUGGAAACAAAAACGUACGUCAAUUCGAGGUUUAAGUUGCGCGGUACAAAAAUGUCUGUAACCGGUAAGACUGUGGACGAGGACGUAAGAAACUCUACAAGUAAAACGACUGAUAGUGCUGUUGGUACUAAGCGAAGACAUAGUGCAAUAUCGCAAGGUGUAAUUAGUACGGUGGAUGAUGCGUGUAUAUUGCAAGAACCUUGCGUCAAAAGGAGAACGCGGUCCGAAGAUCGACCAAAUCCCGUCGACGAGAACGAUCCAGCGAAUCAAGCUACGAAGGAUGCGAACGGUAGUUUGAGUUGGCCUACAACAGAGUCCAACAUUACUCGUUCCGCGGGAAGUGCUACUACUGUACCUAUACAAGAAAGACUCUCUUCGUUAAAUACCUACCAAAGAAGUUUGGGGAAAAAGGCUACGCCAGUGAAGGCUAUUCGAAGGCCCUCUUUCAAAGAGUUGUUCAAACAACUGUGGGCUACUAGUCUCAGCGAGCGGAGGAUAAAUCGAACCGUGUCUAUCAUAGGUUCCUCGGAUAUCACUGCCGUUUCGCAACGUUGGCUCAGGUCUGACACUAUCGCCGCGACUCCUGUAAAAACACUGCGUUCGCGCAACGUAGACAUAACUGGUCACACGAUAUCUACGCAAUUAGUGCACGACGCAUUGGGGAAACAAAAUCGGCUUUCGUUGCCAAGUAAACUAAAGCAGUCUAGUAAUAAUGGGUUUCUACAAUCGAGUAGAGUAAGAUCGUCCAGUAUUAAGCAAACUAGUAGUAAUACUGGGAACGGGACCUGUUCUAAGAUUAGUCCUACGAGUACAGGAUGUAACUCUAGUUCGGGAAUGGCUAAAAGAGUAAAAUCGCCGUACAAUCCGAGUGCCAGGUCGCUAAGCACGCGAUCUCGCAUUAAGCGACUUGGAAAAUGAGGUAGAAUAACACACUUUAAUUAUAUGUCAUUUGUUUACAGGGUAUUAUCUUGUACCCUCACUGUUUUUAUUCUCUGCAUAUUACUUUCCAUCUCUAUGAAAGGUAUGCUGGUUAAGAUAUUCUCGUCUCUACUAUUGCAUUUUAUCUUGAAACGUAUAAGUGCAAACGUGCUGUAGACAAUAUUUAUUGUCCCGAAAAGUUUCCAGACGUUUCUGCGAAAUUGGGUUUGCAUUUGGUGGACCAACUGUUUCAUUAAAAAAAAAAAUUAAAUUUUCUUGCUUUUCGUUACAAUGUAGUUUUCACCUCCUAUCGAACCGUUUUUCAAUAGUGAAUAACUGCGUGCAUGAGAGCAAUUCGGCAGGGCAGCAGCAGAGUUUUUUAAAAACAUGCAACAACGGUAUUCUGUGACUUCCACGGCACGUUACGGGUGAAAAAGAAUCAAUCAUAUUUUUCAUAUUUGCAUACUUUUACAUCUAAAUAAUGGUUAGCAAUAAUAUAGACACUAAUCGAUGUGAUGCAACGUUGUUCUUUCAUUUUGUGUAUUUCGCUCGGGGAAAAACUAAGAACGAAUAGAAUUGUAUAGAAUCCCGGACAAAGUGUGCGUGCUGUCUUUAAUUUUACGGGGAUAGCUUAGGUUUUCACGCGCUGCAAUGUUUUACUGCUGUCCACGGUGUGUAAUUGUUUAAACAUGAAACCUUUGUACUCCGCUGCACGAUCGUAGGCUCUCGAUUCUAAGAAACGAGCAUUAUAUCGCUUCUUCGGGACACGACUAAAAUGCUAUUCCUGUUUCUCAACUAGCAAACCCCGUUACUAUUUUGAUCAAGUUUUAUCAUUUAAUUCUAUCUAUACCCUUGCCACUUCACCUUCCUAGAUAGUCAGCUCUACAGAAUUAAUAUAAAAAGACUCCUUCCAUUAUUUUAUGCUUUCUAAUAUUCGAGUAGCUUGUUAAAGUGUUAAUUAUAGAAAGGGAAGUUAAGAAAGUUCAUGAACAUAUGUAUAAAACGUGUGAUAAUCAAGAGAGGCAGAAGAAAAUGAUGAUGCCUGUAUCAAAGAGGGGAAUAGAAUGUGUAUAUGUAAAGAUUAUCUUUUUCCCAAUGAUUCCUUUAAAUGUUACAGUCUUCUAUGAGGAAAUAUCUUUUUAAGGGGAUUAAAGAGUCGUUAAGUGAAAAAAAAGAAUUAUAAAUUGCUUACAGUAAGGGUAAAAAUUAAAGUAUCUUGUAGGUAGGUACGUAAUCGGUGAUCUGCUUUGUCACUUAGUACAGGGUGGCUGUCGAAGAUUCGUUUGAAAUCAGAAAAUUUUUGAUAUUUAAUUUUAUACAAAGGCAGCACAAAGUCCAAGUAAAUAUUUCAAUAUAAGAAAUUGGUGAUAGUCGAUCUUUGAUUCUCUUUCCUACUAUUAAAAAAUCUUGAAAAGCAGACUGCUCUGUACCAAGCAACAAAACGACUGUCUAUUAUGUUAUACAAAGUUUGGAUUUAUAUUUAGAACAAUUUAAAAAAUGGUUGAGUAAGCUAAGUAAAUGACAAAUUUGUCUGUUUUAUAGAUGUACAGUAAUUGUUCACUGAAACGGUGAUUAAAAUGCAGAUGUUUCAUAAUCAGCGCUUAAGUUGUUAAGUUAGGAGCUCCAACUUACUGUUUUCUUUUACUUUUUCUUUUUUUUUUAGGAAAACAAUUUUUGAACUUGUGGUAUUACUUUAAGAUAAUUUAAAGUUUGCAAGUAGCUGGCACUAUGUGGUGCAAAAUGUACUUCAGGACAAUUUAGAUUGAACAUUUAGUUAAACAUGCGUUAUAAAUAAUACGAAUGAUCAAAAUGACAUGGUAAAUUCAUGUUUGUGUACUACAAUUUUGUUUUUAAAUGUAAAUAUUUAGCGUACGUUAUAACUUGAAUAUUUUGUAACGAAACGAUAUACUGCGCAUUUUUAUUUUGAAUUUAAAUAUUAUGAUAAUAUAUAAUUUUUCGACUGCUUACACGUAAUACUAUUACAAAGGAAUUUACUGUGUCCACGGAUUAUUCGAACAAACGAAAAUAUCGAAUUAUAUAUUAGAAAGUGUAUGUUUAUAUGAAUUAACUGAUAUUUUUAUAUUUUUAUGUUUCAUCAUAGACAGUGCAGAGCAACAAGAGUUAUAUCAAAGAGUAGGAAAAAGUAUGAUACAAAUAAUAACACGUGCCUACAUAGUUACCAUUUAAAUGUAUAUAUAUGUAUAUAUAUGAAGUGUAUUCAUAUCCAUGGGCCAAGAAGGAAAGUAGUUUUUCCAUCAUCGCAACAAAGAAUUAAUUGCUCCAAAAUGAAUUUUAUAUUUAAGCAAUUUUAAAAGCAAAUCAAUGUUACGCAUUUCGUACGAAAAUCACGUUAGCAAUGUAAGGAACUUCGCUUUAACAAAACCGUCUCUUCUUGGUGUAUGUAAUAAAAGUGGCACUGUAUAUACAUAUAAAUAUAUAAAUAUAUAUGUAAAUAUAUAUAUACAUAGCGUAUAUAUAUACGUACAUAUGUGAUACACAUAUAUUUAUGAAUUGUCUACAUGCAUGUAAAGAAAAUGUAGACGGUUAUGCUCAUAGAAGAUGAAAUAAAAGAAAAAGAAUGUUUGCUAGCGUUUAUUUAUAUACACGAAAAAAAUUAUAUUAUACUUAGGAAAAAGUGGACAAGUAGUAAAAGGACCGAAAGGAUCCGUCUGGUUGCGCUUGUAGAUUUAAUAUUCGUUAUAUAGGACGCCAAGGAAAACAAAGAAUUUUCUGAAAGUCAACGUAAAAAAAGAAGAAAAAAAAAAAUGAAUAAAAUGAAUUUAUCACAGAUACAGGAACGUAUAGUGAGCGAAAAUUUAUUGUGGUUUAUCUCAGGUUAAGAAUAGGUCGAAGGAGGCAAACUCGGAACAAAUGUGUGAUCACGUUUAAAAUCUGUAUAUUUUAAUUAAAUAAACUGAAAUAUACAAAUGCCUUUGGUAAAUACUUUCUUCAUGGUAUCCAA
Molecule: messenger RNA, 5871 nt
Organism: Colletes gigas
Lineage: Eukaryota; Metazoa; Arthropoda; Insecta; Hymenoptera; Colletidae
Gene: Pp2C1
Exons: 6
Coding region: 153-2909 (918 amino acids)
Biological process (GO): protein dephosphorylation
Cellular component (GO): cytosol; nucleus
Molecular function (GO): mitogen-activated protein kinase binding; cation binding; protein serine/threonine phosphatase activity
Source: RefSeq, a predicted model, not a curated record